CAAGCUGUGUCUCUGCAGUCUUCCGUGUGAAUGCCUUGUUGCACACACCAAUUCUUUGAACCCUUGGUGUGUUUUUUUAUGCUCAGUGAGCGAAUUUGUGUAAGCGAAAACUUUGAAGCAAACAUCAAAAAACGCUAAUUUGCGAACAAAAACCCCUUCGUUACCUGAACUGAAGCACAAUAAACAAUUUUUUUCUGGGCGGUUUUUAACAAAGAUCGGAUUAAGUUGGUGUUUACCAAGGCAAACCCGGCACAUUUUAUCAAUUAUGUGCAUUUUUAGUGUCCAAAAUUAAUUAAUAAACUUUUUCAGUAAAAAAGUGCGGUUACGUUCUUGUUUUUUUGACAUUACUCUUUGAGGUUAUGUAACAUUGCAAAAAGGGCUGCAAAAACUGUUGUAGAUUCGUUUUAAUUGCUUAAUUUGUAAGUAAAACAUCCAAAAUGAUGCGAUAUAGUGAAGAGAACGAAAGAUUGGCUGAUCAGUCGGCGUGUGCCGGCGUUAGGGCUGAUCUGAAAAUGUGCCUCCUGGAGAGCGAUUGUUGCAAAAUUCAUAGGAAGACGCCUCGGGAAUGUUUAAGGUCGAACGAUGUCCCUACUGAAUGUUUGGCGUUAAGGAAUACAUUUUUUGAAUGCAAAAGAUCAAUGCUAGACAAUCGACAAAGAUUUCGAGGACGGAAAGGGUAUUAAUGAAGGUAACAAAUAAAGUAGUUGUUGAAUAUCUCUUGAGCAUUGCGUAUAUUUAAAUAAAUCUCUCUCUUAUA
Molecule: messenger RNA, 757 nt
Organism: Tribolium castaneum (red flour beetle)
Lineage: Eukaryota; Metazoa; Arthropoda; Insecta; Coleoptera; Tenebrionidae
Exons: 3
Coding region: 438-683 (81 amino acids)
Biological process (GO): mitochondrial respiratory chain complex IV assembly
Cellular component (GO): mitochondrion
Source: RefSeq, a predicted model, not a curated record